GCGCGGCAUUGGCGGGCGCGCGGCGUGAGGUCACUUCCGGUGGCGGCGGCGCCGGUCCGGUGUGUGUGUGUGUGUGAGGGAGGAGCGGGGGGGGCGGCGGCGCAGGCGGCCCCGCGGGAACUGCCAGACCCGGAGCGACCCGGACCCACCCGGACCCGCCGCCAUGGCCUCGCUGCUCAAGGUGGACCCGGAGGUGAAGCUCAAGGUUGACUCCUUCAGGGAGCGGAUCACCAGCGAGGCUGAAGACCUGGUGGCAAACUUUUUCCCAAAGAAGCUGUUGGAGCUCGAUGGGUUCCUCAAGGAGCCGAUCCUGAAUAUUCACGAUCUCACUCAGAUCCAUUCGGACAUGAACCUCCCAGUGCCUGACCCGAUUCUUCUCACCAACAGCCACGAUGGGCUGGACGGGCCCAAUAUGAAAAAGAGGAAGCUGGAAGACCGCGAAGAGACCUUUCAGGGUACCAAAGUGUUUGUGAUGCCCAACGGGAUGCUGAAGAGCAACCAGCAGCUGGUGGACAUCAUUGAGAAAGUGAAACCAGAAAUCAGGCUGCUCAUUGAGAAGUGUAACACGGUGAAAAUGUGGGUGCAGCUUCUCAUCCCCAGGAUAGAAGAUGGAAACAACUUUGGUGUUUCCAUUCAGGAGGAAACAGUUGCUGAGCUUCGAACUGUGGAGAGUGAGGCCGCAUCCUACCUGGACCAGAUUUCUAGAUAUUAUAUCACAAGAGCAAAGUUGGUUUCCAAAAUAGCUAAGUACCCUCACGUGGAGGAUUACCGCCGCACGGUGACAGAGAUCGACGAGAAGGAGUACAUCAGCCUGCGCCUGAUCAUUUCAGAGCUGAGGAAUCAAUAUGUCACUUUGCAUGACAUGAUCCUUAAAAACAUUGAGAAGAUCAAGAGGCCUCGGAGCAGCAAUGCUGAGACCCUCUAUUAAGUGUCAACGUUUGAACUUGAGAACUGUUCAGUCAACUCAAGACCGUCAUUGCCUUGGUUUGUUACGUGACUAUCGAGACGGGAAACUGGCUGGAAAUAGUAUCGCAUUCUUAGUUAAACUAAAGCAAUUCUCGCCUAGUUUUGUGAUUGGUUUUGUUCAGGUCUCAGGAGUUCUCCCUCCCUCUAGUAACUGGUGACGAGGAGGCCGUGCCACUUUGGGCCCCCCCGAGAGCACCAGCCCCGCAGGAACAUUCCUUCACGCCUUUCUUCCUACCCGAGUGAGAACCACAGUAGAACCAAGCCCUUGUCCGUAGGCUUCACUGGGGUCUCUGGGGUUGGGGCAGAUGGUUCUUAAGCCUGAGAGCAAGCCCAGGCGGUGGGGGAGAAGCUCAUGCUUGGGCCUCUCAGCCGCUGGUGCUCUGCAAAGAGGGGAACCUGCCCCGUCUGUGCCCGCUCUGGUGCCGCUGAGUGCUCCGCUCUGCGUUCCCGGCUCCCUCUCAUCCGUCUGCCUUGCCAGUCCUGCCUAAAUCAGUGCUUGGAACUAGGCCUGGCUGGGCUGAGCUCAGGCGGCUCCUGCUCCUGUUUACCAUUUGACUAGAGCCGCUUUCUUGGCUGAACCCAGCGUUACUUCGCACACAUCCCAGUGCCCCUUCAGCACAAGGUGCUUUUGUCCAGGUGGACGGAAAGGAGAGGCCGGAGGUCGAUCCUAAAUUCCCGAUAGUCUCCAGACUUGGUCACCCCCAGCUCUGCUGUCCCCCCUCCCCGUGACAGCCGGUGCUGGGGGGUGACGAUGGCCGAUCCCCCAAUGCAAUUUCAGACCUUUUCCCCUGCGGAGGCCGCGCUCGUGCGUGCGCCUGGUCGCUCUUUCAGGCCGCCGGAACGUUUCCUGGUCCAUCACAAACCCCUUUGGAAAUGACUGGUUGUGUUGCUUCAGUUUUUGUGUCUGGCAAGUGGGCCCAUAAAGCUGCAGGCUCCCAACAUUUUCUUAUUUAUAGUAUUUCUACUUAAGUCCCGUAUUCAGGGAACACAAAAUCAUUUAUUUCAGGAACCUCGCUGUUUCCCGGGUCUCGCUGUUACACCCGUUUAUUGUGCAGUAACCUUGAUAGUUGUGUUACCCUCAUUGUAACAACGGUGGCAAAUGGAAUGAGCUCCCUCCCCUUCUUUUUUUCUUGUUUUUUUUAACUUCAUUUUUGUUUCUCCUGCUUCCACAUUAAGAGCCAUGUUGUCUCUUGCUGGUUUCCCAGGGAUUUGCCCGGCGUGUGGAGGGGCCGCUGGCCCUCGCUAUAGACUCUUCUGUUGUUGUUUGUAGUAAGUCAACUCUUAGUCUUCCCGCUAAUAAAUAUUUAGUAACAAACCAACUGUUCUGGCUGCUGUCUGGGAGCAGCACAUCCCCUUGUGUUUCUCUGUAUCGAUUCCUUUUAAUUUGUUCGGCUCUCUUUGCCAGAUGAAAGUAUGUAAACUUUUACCAUGUCAAGAAAUUAAAACAAGGUACUUGGAAUUCUUUUAA
Messenger RNA from Columba livia (rock pigeon), 2434 nucleotides. It is a transcript of the gene PSME3, whose product is annotated as proteasome activator subunit 3. Gene Ontology annotation, cellular component: nucleoplasm; proteasome activator complex; cytoplasm. The coding region runs from base 164 to 928 and encodes 254 amino acids. Gene Ontology annotation, molecular function: endopeptidase activator activity. NCBI's taxonomy places the organism in Eukaryota, Metazoa, Chordata, Aves, Columbiformes, Columbidae. The record is from RefSeq and is a predicted model, not a curated record. The transcript is spliced from 11 exons. Gene Ontology annotation, biological process: positive regulation of endopeptidase activity; regulation of G1/S transition of mitotic cell cycle; regulation of proteasomal protein catabolic process.